Brassica napus (rape) is the source of this 3703-nucleotide messenger RNA. RefSeq names its product F-box/kelch-repeat protein At3g27150-like. The record is from RefSeq and is a predicted model, not a curated record. Gene Ontology annotation, molecular function: protein binding. Gene Ontology annotation, cellular component: cytosol. Bases 2037 to 3338 code for a protein of 433 amino acids. The transcript has a single exon. NCBI's taxonomy places the organism in Eukaryota, Viridiplantae, Streptophyta, Magnoliopsida, Brassicales, Brassicaceae.
UAUAACACAUUAAAAUUGUAUCUUAAUUUAUUUUUUUAGUUCGGACAACUAGAGUUUGAAGGUCAUUUGGCUUUUAACCAUAAACUAUGGUUGUAUCUAUUUUUAUUUAUAAAAUCUCUCUUUUAUUUUAUAUGGUUACAUAAUGGAUUUUCUAUAAGAUUUUACUAAAACAGAGAAUAAACUAAUUUAGUUUUGGUAAUUUUAAUAUAUCAUUUUAUCGUAUUUUCUGUGAACCCAAUAUUUAUUUUUUACACAGAGGUGCGGAAAAAUAAUGGAGUUGUAAAUAGUUAGAAAUAAAAGAGCAACAUUUAUGUGGAAGCCCCCUAGCGUAUUGGUUAAGGUUUAAAGGCUUCUACACCCAUGUCUGGGGUUCGAAUUCCAGACUAUGCAAUUUCUUGCAGAUUAUGGGAUGCGAAGCUUUCGGAGGUUCCAGAGUACUAUAAGCAGAGCCGUUCGUUGUGGUCGCCUGUUGUGGUGAGAGCCAGUCCAUCGAGGAUGUCGUACAUGCAGAACUGUCCGUGGUUUCAAGUGUUUCGAAGAGAGCUUCAUCGUGGAAUCAUUAUUCGUGAAGCUGUUCAUCAAUAUCGCAUAUGUUGCAGGUAAUUGAUCAUCAUAUGUAAUAGAUUUAAGAUUAUAUGAUGAUGUAAUGUGUUAUCCAACGUUAAAAAAAGAGCAACAUUUAUAAAUAUGUGCUUAUUUAUCUAUAAAUAAUAAUAAGGAUAAGGUUGUUAUUUCUUAAUAUUAUUACAUGUCAGUUCGAUAUUAGCGGGUUGAUCUCUGUAACUAUUUAUUAAUCAUCCCAAAUUCAAAACUCUUUAUCGUUUAUCCAAGAUCAAUGAUUUGAGUUUGCAAUAUUCUCAAACAAUUAACAAAAAGUUAGUCAAAACUGCAAACAAUCACUAAUUAGUAGUCUUAUCGGGUAUGGUAAAGAUUUAAAUAAACUCAUAAAAAGUUUAGUCAAAAUUUCCAGAUAAUUUAUUACUUGUAUUUAUGGUAGAAGGUUGAAUAAGGAUAUUGUACUAAUAUGGUAAGAAGAUUAAACAAAACAUUAUAAUAUGGUAGAGCUAAAAAUCAAAACACAUAUGCUAUAUAUAUCUGAAUAACUUAGUCAAGAUUUCUUAUGCGUCUUUUCAACUAACUAAAUAUAACUGGGAUUCAAGAUAUCAUUCAAUAAAGAAUUUCUAUCAGUUUUUAAGGUACACCUGCAAAUUUUAUGAUAAAUCUAAUCACUAGUGAUAUUAUUACAUAUCAUAUUUUUAUAUUGCAUCACUAUCACAGAAUAUAUUAAUCUUUUUCAUAAUAUAUUUAGUUUUGAAAUUAUAUUGAUUUACUUAUAAGAAAUAAUACAUAUUCCCAAUUUGAUAUUUUGAAAGUUCUUUAAAUAGAAAAAUUAUAAUCGUAAAAGGCAUGUAAUUAUAUGUUUUAGAACAGUGUUUGUCCAAAUUUUAUGAUAAAUCUAAUCACUAGUGAUAUUAUUACAUAUCAUAUUUUUAUAUUGCAUCACUAUCACAAAAUAUAUUAAUCUUUUUCAUAAUAUGUUUAGUUUUGAAAUUAUAUUGAUUUACUUAUAAGAAAUAAUACAUAUUCCCAAUUUGAUAUUUUGAAAGUUCUUUAAAUAGAAAAAUUAUAAUCGUAAAAGGCCUGUAAUUAUAUGUUUUAGAACAGUGUUUGUCCAUUUCCGUCGUGUUGCAUAAAUUUAAAUUACAUUUUUCUAGUGGUUCACAUUAUUGUAUAGACUAAGGAAAUAUUUUUUCUUAAUCUCUUGAAAUAUUAAAUUUUCAAAAAAAUAAAUUGUAUAGAAGCAUUAAUUAAUUAUUUGCUUGCAAUUUUUGAGUUUAUAUUACUUAAUGCAAUUUUUGAAUCUCUUUGAUUUCCCAGUUCAUAUAACAGAAUCUCAUUAUUGUUUCUUUAAAUAAAAUUUGGGAGUUCAAAUACUUAAAAUUGUUUGUAAUUAUAUGUAGUAAAAAAAAAUUCUGUUAGAUUCUUGGAAUUGAAUGCUGUUAUUCAUAGUAUUAUUUUGAAAUUUACAGGAAUUGAUGUCAAAAGAGAUGGCUAAAAUAAUUCGAGAUGUGCUAAUGCUAAGAGAAGAUCAGGCUCCUAAAGUUGGAGCAAGCCUGAGCCGAUCUGAACCAAGGAAGAUUUUAAUGGUUGGCAUUAAACCUCACAUACCUGACUUGAAUGUGAAACCUUGUUCUGAUUCCGACGAGGAAGAAAAAGGAGAAAUUGCAAAAGAAUUUCAGAAUCUUGCAGGUUUAAAGACUCAUGAUGCCUGUUACGUUAAUAAUAAGCUUUUGUACGAGCUUGAGGUCGAGAUCAUUGCUCGUCUACCAUGCUUUGAAUAUUGGAAACUGCAGUUUCUUAACAAGAAAUUCUUGCAGUUAUUAAAGAGCUGUGAAAUUUUCAGGGUGAGACAAGAAAAGGGAUUUGUGAAACCCCAUGUGAUUUUGCAUUCAGGGGCUGUAUCUAAUUGGGAAAUGUUUGAUAAGGAUUUUAAAACCUUUCGGAGACUUCCCAAAGUUCCUUCUUCUGACUAUUGCUUUUUCCACAGCGAUAAGGAAACAAUUAGUGUGGGUACUCAACUAAUUGUCAUAGGGAGAGAAAUAGAUGGAAUUGUGGUGUUUCGCUAUGAGCUAGAGAAUCAUAAGUGGUUCAAAGGUCCUUCAAUGAUCACACCGAGGGUCAUGUACGGUUCUGCAAGCCAUGGUAAAACCGCAUUUUUUGCAGGAGGCAUUAAAAUGGAUGAAAAUGGGAACCCUGUUGUUGUGCAAACUGUAGAAAAGUAUAAUGCUGAUACAAAAAGGUGGACUAUGAUUAACGGAAUGCAUAAAGCAAGGAAAUUCAGCUCAGGAUGUUUCUUGCGUGGAAAAUUUUACGUCCUCGGUGGCCGAGAUGAUAAUGAUAAACACCUCACUUGUGGAGAAAGAUAUGAUGAGAGGACCAAUUCUUGGGAGUUGAUACCUGACAUGCUAAAAGACAUGACACUCAUUGCGCAUUCCCAAUCUCCGCCCCUUAUUGCUGUUGUUGAUGACAAUCUAUACAUGUUAGAAACAUCUUUGAACGAGCUUCGGGUAUAUGAUAUAAACACAAAUAUUUGGAAAAAACUUGGUGUUGUCCCUGUGAGCGCAAACGCUGCCUUCGGUUGGGGGAUUGCGUUUAAAUCGAUGGGAGACAGACUUCUGGUGAUUGGAACUUCUCACUCUUGGCAUAGGAAGACAGUAGUGCACUCAUGUCGUCCUUCUCCAGACGUGGAAGAGCAGCACUGGGAAGAAAUAAAACAUUGGUGUGUUGGUGCUGAGCUCCCACAGUUUAUUCAUAACUGUUGUGUGAUGUUUGCUUAAAGUUUUCUCCAAGGAAAACUUGGAAACUUAUUUGUUUUUGCAUUUGUGCUUAAAGUUGUUGCAUUUGGUUUUAAGUUGUUUGGUUUGUGUUUUUCUGAUUUUUUUGUUUUUCAUUUGGGAUACUAUUGUUGUCUAUGUAAUGGUUAUUUAUUUAUUUUGGUUUUGUUUUUUCCCUCUUGAGCCAAAAAUGUCACUGACAAAAUAGAUAAAACCAACCCAAACCAAACCAUAUCCAAAUGGUUUUAAACUUAUAUGGGUUAUGGUUUUAACCAAUCCAAUCCAUUUGACAAAUGGAUUAUGUCAAUCCAUUUGACAAAUGGAUUGGGUCAAUCCAUAACUCAUUUAAGUUAAUGAUUUAAUGGUUU